GCUGAAGAAAAGUUUGUAACGGCAUUUCGAAUGUGUCCUAAAUCUAGUUUGAAAAAUAAGGAGUUAAUACUUCGUUAUCUUAUCCCUGUUUGGCUAACUCGGGGUGUUUUACCAUCGCCGGAGGUACUUUCUCGGUACCCUAAGUUAGAAUCUUUGUAUAAACCAUUCAUUGAUGCCAUUAGAGAUGGUAAUGUCAAAAAGUUUGAUGACGCACUUGCAAAGUUUGAACUAAAAUUAGUUGCUCAAAAUACGUUCCUGACUGUUGAACUGGCACGAGAGAUUGCGAUGAGGGUCUUAUUCAAGAAAGUAUACUUAAUCAACAUUCGAGAAUCAAAGGUUCCAUUGAGCAAAUUUCAACAGGCUCUGAAAUAUGUAGGAAGAGACGUGGAAAUGGCUGAAGUAAUGUGGUAUAUGGCCUCAAUGAUUCAAAAGGGUUUAAUCAGAGGAUACUUAUCGUAUUCCAAAGAGUUUCUAGUUUUGAGUGAGAAAAAUGCUUUUCCCGUCUUUGGCGCACCAGCAUUCACAUGA
Messenger RNA from Dentiscutata erythropus, 528 nucleotides. Lineage: Eukaryota; Fungi; Glomeromycota; Glomeromycetes; Diversisporales; Gigasporaceae. The record is from the annotation of a GenBank genome assembly.